AGGUGUCCAGGGUCCUAUACUAUAGAAAUAGAACUGGUCCCUGUUGGUGUUGGUGUGGUUGGUGUUCAUGACCGCCUAGAUUUGUUCAGUUCUUCGCUCUCGUUUUCGCUCACUUCAUCCUUUCCAAGAGCCUGCUUAUUAUUAACUUUAUUAACUUCAGCAGACGCUAGCUGCACAAAUUAGUGCCCGUGGAGGGUAACAUAUGUACUCCAUUUUAAAGUUGUUCUGUAUUGUGUUGUGUUCUUCCCCUGUUCCUGAGUAGGAACUGCGUUGCAGAGCCGUCUCGCAACUUCUUCUGAACGAAAAAUUUUUUUUGGUAACAUUGCCUUCAUCUUGUUUGAUUGACUUUUUCGUUCACAAGUCCUUUGCGAUCCAAUAUCAUCUCAAUCAUAUCAGAUUCUAGCAGGAUUUGAUUUAGUGUAGAAAAGGCUAGGUUCUUGCGCAUCGGCAUUUACUUAUCUCUGAUCUUUCACUACAGGAUUCUCCUUGUGGUGGGGACAAACUAGACAUUUGUAUUGAAGCUUCAUCAAGAGUAGAAUUGUACAUUCUGGCGCUGGGAGAUCGUUAUUAAUCUACGAACUUUGAGUUUAUCCAUGACAAGGAAAUCAACAAGUUCGUGACCUUGGCAUCCUAGAACCUCUUCCUGAACAAUGGCUAACCAAAGUUUACCGGAUAUCCUCACAAAACUAACACUGAGUUCAAAUAGCAAUCUACAACUGAGUAAAUGCCAGAAAGCAAUGAAUCCCUUCACAAGUAAUGCAAACGAUCCAAUCGUCGACAGUGAGCCUUCAAUCGCAACUUUAUCACUUUUUGAAGAGGUCUGUUCUGUACACAACUGUAACUGUAAUGCAAUGGAGAAAAAAGAAGAGAAGAAAAACACAAUCCCGCGUCUAGACCGCCGAUCACAACCAAACUUUGGGAAGCAUCCCAUCAUUAAAAAAGGUCGAUUGAACAUCCUGUUUAACAAUAACAUUCGUAUUUGUAAUAAGAAUGGUUCAAAAUUGAGAAGUGUAUUGAAGCCAUCAGUUCUGAAGUUUAUUUCAACUAGUCUACCAGAAAUUUCGAAGAAGUCCAAAGUUGAGCUUUCACUGCCAUUGGACAGACUGAACCAACUUUUAAACCACAAAUAUCAAGAAAAUAGGUUGGAAGGUCAAUUAAGUGGUAAAUCGGACUUAAAGCCAUUUAUGGUAUCGCCGAAUCUCCGUGUUUCACUUACGUUUGAUAGAGAAUGCCUGAGUGAUUUGCGAGACUUGCGUCCCGAAACUGUGCCCUCCUCGUCAUUAGCAUUAGUUAGGAGUGUUGGAGCCCCGACCUUAAGCCAACCUCAAAGCAGCAAUGGUACUUCUUGCUCCAUCCAAGCUCGAAUGACUCCUCACUCACCAUGCGAUGAUAUAACAAUUGACGAAUUGGCAAGUUAUUUUGAUAUUUUCGUGCACAUCCCGAAGAAAAUGUCCCACAUGGCAGAAAUGAUGUACAUCUAAACUUGUGAAUCCACUCAGUCUUUUAAUUCAGUAAACAGUCUGAUUCUGAGAUUAUUUCAAUUCUUGUCUGUUGGCGUGAGACGUAAAUGAGGUUUUCAAUUGUGAGCAUUAAAGUUUGAUACUUCUCAAAUUGAUCUAUUCUUAUCAAGCCACGCUGUCGGCCGUGUUGGCCCCUUUCAAUAUUGUUAUAGAGGAGCUAAUUAACUGAUUAUUCUUCAUCUCCAGAAUUUCAUCACACUCCUCAACUUCUUAUGGAAAAUAGCCUGCAAAACUAUCGUAACUAAGUAUGAUUUGGAAUUGUUUUUGACAAAUAAAUUUAACCGUAAAAUGUUUUACUCGCUA
This is a messenger RNA of Bemisia tabaci, 1823 nucleotides long. The record is from RefSeq and is a predicted model, not a curated record. Lineage: Eukaryota; Metazoa; Arthropoda; Insecta; Hemiptera; Aleyrodidae.